Amoebophrya sp. A25 is the source of this 2546-nucleotide messenger RNA. Lineage: Eukaryota; Dinophyceae; Syndiniales; Amoebophryaceae. The record is from the annotation of a GenBank genome assembly.
AUGCCGAAAUCAGGCUUAUUAUUCUGUGGCUUCCUAGCUGCAGGCGUCAGCAGUCAGAUUCUCGGAGCAGACCAGAAGGCAGACGACUCUGUGAUCGACCUCGAUGCUGAUCCAUCAUUCGAAACGCCGGUCGAUGAAGCACCACUACCAUCAAGCAUGAUGCAAUUACAAGGCCAGCAAGUGUUUGAGGAGAACGCAUCUGCUUCUACAUCGGCUACAACUGAGGAAGCAUCAACUACAUCGGCUGCUGAGCAGGGAGCACCAGAGCUGCGUCCAAUAAGACGCUCGUUGCCUGUUCGACCACUGUUUGCGUCUGAAGAAAAAGAAGAACAAGAUGUAACAGUGACAUCAUCUUCUAGUGGACGAAGUACGUCAUCUUCUUCUUUAAGAACCUCUAGUGCCGCAGCGACUUCUGGUAGGAAAACAUCUAGAAGUAGUAGAACCUCAAUGAAAUCCAAGGGCGGAACUAGAUCAUCUCGUACAAAAACUAGUCGCAUGCUCAGGACAGAGCAACCAGACGAAGAGGAGCAAGUAGACUACGCUCCCUUCCAACACUUCUUAGAUCAGGAGGACAUCGGACGACGUCUAGAUCUAGAAAGUGACAAGAACUUCAAAAAUAAGCAGGGAUCAAAGCAGGAGUCGCGAAUCCUCCAAACCGUGUCUACUACAGCGUCCCAAGUCUCAAAAGGUUUUUUCUUCGCUGGCAGGCUCUUUGUCUCGGCCCUACAUCAAAGUCACCUCGUCCUGCACGAAAAACUCCACACUGCACGGUCCCACUUGCUGGGUGAAGAAGGCUCUGCACACAUGGAGAAUCUGAGUAGCUUGGUUGACUCGGCAGUACCAGUAGAAAACAAGAACUACUUCAAUUACGGAUACCUUCCACGACCCGUCUCCCACGGCAUCUUUUAGGCAGUUUCUACUUGAAAAGUGCUAAAAGGUGUUCUAGAAGAUGGGUCACCGGUACCUCUAAUUCAAUUUUUCAGGAGACCACAAGAAGGACUACGAUUUUCUGAAAUGGCUCUAUCAGAUGUGGGUUCUCGUUUUUAUUACUGCUUUGAUGUUGACAGCAGUGCUGAAGAAGGUUAGCUCAUUGUGUCGUCGUUCCAGUACUAGUAGGAAAGCGGUGACUUCUUCUGCAACAGUUGUUGUACUAGGGAAGAACAGCACGAGAUCUACUCCUUCAUCUACUUCUACACUAGUAUUGGGGUCAGAGCAGGUAACGGAGUACGACAAGAGAUCGCGCUCAAGGAGUUGUAGCACAUCUUCUGGCCGCAAGGAAAGUCCCGCCACAGCAUCGACCAAGACAUCCAAGAAGAUCGUUGCAAAAAAGAAUUCAACCAGUACUAAGUUAUCUUCCUCCUCUCUUCAACAGCUCUCCACGUUUUCCACUACCUCAAACGGCGAAAUUUUCCUCGAGGACGAUCGCUCUACGACGUGCAGUUCUGACAACUCGCUCUUGCUGGAUCACAUGAGCUAUACUUAAGGCAUUACAAGCUAUACUUAAGGCGGUCGUAACUAUUACAUUUGUAUUUGAACUUCUAAAAAUACAAAAAAAAAAUUGUCUUAUGUAUUACAUACCUAAUCCAUGUAUUAGAUUCUUGGAAAUCCAUCUUGUUCCCCAGCAAGCAUCUUCGUCCUCCCGUUCUUCAAGUAGGAAGAAACGCGAACCAACAUACACAUACUGCUGAAGCUGGAUCAUUUCUCUUACCAGUUCUAAUAUGCGACUUCUUCCUCUAGUAAUCGAGGUGGCAGCAGUCUUAGCCAAAGUGGAAUCAACUACGCCAACUCAGCAUCUGGCUUCCACAACUUCAUCACACGCCAUCUACACAACAAUGGUCGACGUCGCAACUAUGAUGCUGCAGAUGAGGACUCCUGUGCCUUUCCAGACGACUUGGAUAGCGAUAACGAGGAGGGCAGAAGAGGGCGCAAUGGUGGUGGAGGUUGGUCACGAAGUUCGUGGCUACCGAGCUUUGCAGCCAGGUUGCUUGGGGGUGGAAAUGACGCAAGUGGAACUGGAUGAAACGUGUAGGACACGCAUGGACGAGUGCUGUGAAUUGAUUCCAACAAAGCAAAGAGUAAAAGCCUAUAAAGUAGAAAAUAAAAAUACCAUAAAUAACUCGAACUGAUUUUGUUUUGCAAAUAAUUUAACAACUAAAUAGAAAGCCGAGGACGAAUAUGUCAUAUUAUAUGUCAUGCAAUCAAAAGAUUUAUUAGAUCCACAGUGAACGUAAGUGAUCCAAAGCUUUGUUGCAUGAAAAUGAAAAACUCCUAGUAAAUGAUACUAAGUAGAAAGCGAUCGCAAUAUGACACCACGCAGUGACCGCCGCGCAGUUAGCUUCGGAAAAACGCCUGAACUUCGAUUACAUCACAAAUGUGUACGAUAAUUCUGAAAAUGUAUGUCAUUGACAUUGCCCACCAAGCAUGUGCUGCUUUUUAUCUUACAACUUCGAGUUCUAGGUUUUCAACCAAGAAUGAGAAAGAAACAGGGUUUGCAAAGCAACGGAAGAUGAGAAUAACAGACGGCAUCUUCAUCUUGUUACAGAUUG